Pocillopora verrucosa is the source of this 2565-nucleotide messenger RNA. RefSeq names its product A disintegrin and metalloproteinase with thrombospondin motifs adt-1-like. Lineage: Eukaryota; Metazoa; Cnidaria; Anthozoa; Scleractinia; Pocilloporidae. The record is from RefSeq and is a predicted model, not a curated record.
AUGGAGAUCUACAGACUAGACAGCGAUCGAUUCGGCACAGAGAAAUGCGAACACUACAAGAAAAAGGGUUACUGCAAUUAUCCCUCUUUCAAGUAUUUCAAGUGCCAGAGAACUUGUAGUAUUUGUGAAGUUGAUGGAAACUGGGGCAAUUGGGGCUCGUGGAGUGAAUGUUCGAAGAGUUGUGGUGGCGGUCGGCAGGGAAGGAAACGAGAAUGCAAUAAUCCCAAACCUGCAUAUGGUGGCAAAGCAUGUCCCGGUACAUCUGCGAGUUCACGCGAUUGCAACACUGACGAGUGUCCAGUUGAUGGGAACUGGGGAGAGUGGAGCCAAUGGAGCACAUGUUCAAAGUCUUGCAAGCAGGGAAAACAGUCGCGAACACGCAAAUGUAACUCACCGGCGGCAAAGUAUGGUGGGAAGGCUUGCAAAGGAGAUGGAGAAGAGACCAGAGUAUGCAAUAAUGAUGUGCCAUGUCCAGUAAACGGAAAUUGGGGGCAAUGGGGACAGUGGAGUGCAUGUACGAAGACGUGCAAGGAGGGAAAACAAUCCAGAAAGCGUGAGUGCAACUCGCCUACUCCUCAGUACGGUGGAAAAGCAUGUGAAGGAAAGGCAGUUGGAAUCCGUAUUUGCAACGCAAAUGUUCCAUGUCCAGUUGACGGAAACUGGGGAGGAUGGAGUGAAUGGAGUACAUGCACAAAGACCUGUAAACAGGGAAAACAGUCAAGAACACGCAAAUGUAACUCACCAAUUCCUCAGUACGGUGGAAGGAAAUGCGAUGGACAGUCUAGCCAGACUCAGAUUUGCAACCAGAAAGUCCCCUGCCCUGUUGAUGGAAACUGGGGAAAAUGGAGUGAAUGGAGCAGUUGUACUAAAACAUGCAAGCAGGGGAAGCAGUCUAGGACACGUGUUUGCAACUCGCCAGCUCCUCAGUAUGGUGGAAAGAAAUGCGAUGGAGAAGGAAAGGAAACACAAGUGUGUAACGACAAAGUCCCAUGUCCAGUUGAUGGAAAUUGGGGUGAAUGGGGCGAGUGGAGCACUUGUACUAAAACUUGCAGACAGGGAAAGCAGUCCAGAUCUCGUGAGUGUAAUUCACCAGCUCCUAAAUAUGGUGGAAAGAAAUGCGCUGGAGAAGGAAUGGAGACCCAAGUGUGUAACGACAAAGUCCCCUGCCCAGUCGACGGAAACUGGGGAAAAUGGAGUGAAUGGAGCACUUGUACUAAGACAUGCAAGCAGGGGAAGCAGUCGAGAACACGUGAAUGUAAUUCACCUUCUCCUCAGUAUGGUGGAAAGAAAUGUGAUGGAAGUGGAAAAGAAACACAAGUUUGUAACGACAAAGUCCCAUGUCCAGUUGACGGAAACUGGGGAGGGUGGAGUGAAUGGAGCACAUGUACCAAAACAUGUAAGCAAGGAAAACAAUCCAGAACUCGUAAAUGUGAUAGCCCUGCUCCAAAGUAUGGAGGGAGAGAAUGUGAAGGAGAAGCUGAUGAAAAUCAAAUCUGCAACGACAAAGUCCCUUGCCCAGUUGAUGGAAACUGGGGACAAUGGGGCGCAUGGAACACGUGCAGCAAAACAUGCAAAGAAGGAAAACAGUCAAGAACCCGUGCUUGCGAUUCACCAAAACCUCAGUAUGGUGGAAAGAAAUGUGACGGCGAAUCUGGUCAAACUCAAGUUUGCAAUAAGAAUAUUCCUUGCCCAGUGGAUGGAAACUGGGGCGAGUGGGGAGCCUGGACUACAUGUAGCAAGUCGUGUGGAGGAGGAGAACAUUCGAGGAAGCGUUUUUGCAACAGUCCUGCAGCUGCGCACGGUGGCGAGAAAUGUGAAGGGGCAUUUCGACAAAUACGGCCUUGCAAUCAGAACAACUGUCCAGUGGAUGGAAAUUGGAGUGCGUGGAGUGCAUGGAGCACGUGUAGUAAGAGUUGCAAACAAGGGGAGCAAUCGAGAACUCGUGAAUGCAAUUCACCCAAACCUCAGUAUGGUGGUAAAAAAUGCGAAGGCAGCGCUAGGGAGAAAACUGUUUGUAACAAGGACGUCCCUUGUCCAGUCGAUGGAAGCUGGGGCUCGUGGGCUCCUUGGAGUGCCUGCAGUGCCACGUGUGGGUAUGGAAGUCGAGAGAGAAAACGUGUUUGCGAUAAUCCAAAACCAGCCUACAAUGGAAAGUCAUGCGUAGGUAUUGGGCACCAAAAGUCGAGAUGCCACGCCUAUUAUCCUUGCCCUGUCGAUGGUAAUUGGACAAGUUGGGGAGCCUGGACGUCAUGCACCAAGACUUGUGGUCUGGGUUACAGAAAGAGAUCACGUUCAUGUGCAAAUCCUCCUCCACAGUAUGGAGGCUCUGGUUGUGUUGGGCUUAACGACCAGGUGGAACAUUGCAAGGACAAAUCUUGUAAGGGAUUUAAUGCGCUUUCGCCCAGACAACUGAUUCCAAGCAAAGGGCAGUACUUGAAUGAAGGUUUUAAAAACAGUGUACGUCUGAAGAAGUCAUGGAAAUCCAGUGCAUAUGAUAAAAUUGAAAUAAAAACUGUUCAUUCGUUAAUGACAGAACAAACAAAUGAUCAUGUUACAGUGAAGUAG